GCGAAAGGUGACUUGUGUUUGAAAAUUCUGCUAUUACCGGAUACAUCAUCUGACAGUUCGGAAGUGAUAACAAUUUCUAAGUGCAAGCUGCAUGAACAUUUUAAUGCUUCAAGAUUAAUUUGAGCUGCUAUUAUGGCAGGCCCUCAUCCUUUAAGUACUCAAGUCAGGGUUCAUCAUCUUAAUGAAAAUGAAAACUUGGAUUCUCUUUUAUUUACCCUUAAAAAAGGAUCCAUUUUGCAAUUUAAACUUGGCUCCACCCUUUUUGGACAAAGAGUAAAACUUUUUACAAAUUACCCUGAGAAGCUGUCUGAAGGAUUCAAGAGGCACACUUACCAAGAAUUGAAAUGGAAAUCAGAAAGUAUGAACCAAGGGGACGACACUGCAUUAUAUGCAGAAGUUUGCUUCGAACUAGCUGGAAGUUUUCAUUACUUAUUUAUUCCAGAAGGAGGGGAUGUUCUCAGGCCUAGUGGAUCAGGAUACAUUUUAGUCGAUCCAGUACUUACAUAUGGUCCAGAGGAUGAAAUACUGCCUCUGGACAGCAUCUUAUGUCUCACAUACUUGGCCAAGAGUCUAGGUGCCUUCGAAGAUUGGGAAAAGAGACUCGUGACGGCAAAAGAAGUGGGAUACAACAUGAUUCACAUUACGCCCAUUCAAGAGCUUGGAGCAUCUCGUUCUUCGUAUUCACUGAAGAAUCAAUUAGUUGUGAAUCCUAGUUUUCAUUCUAAAGGGAAAAAGUGCUCUAUAGCGGACAUUUCUGCUUUCAUUGAAAAGAUAAGACGAGAGUGGAAGGUGCUAACCAUAACUGACAUUGUAUUGAACCACACUGCCAACGAAAGUGAAUGGAUUCUCGAUCAUCCCGAAUCCACGUACAAUCUGGUUAACUCUCCCCAUUUGAGGCCUGCUUAUUUAUUGGACAGAGCCAUUUGGUACUUUUCUUUAGAAAUAGCUGCUGGAAAAUGGAGUGGAAGUGGGAUUCCGUCUGCAGUAAAUGAUGAAAGCCACAUUGACGCAAUACGGAGUGCUUUGCAUGGAUAUUGGAAGCAUAAAUUAAAAUUGUAUGAGUUCUAUAUUUUGGAUGUUGAAGAAAUUCUUAAAGUUUUUCGUAGUCGCAUCAAAGAUUGUAAACGAGAGGUAUCAAAGCUUUCUUGUGUAUUGAAAAUCCAGCAGGACCGUGAGUAUAGGAGAUUUAAAAGCACUGUGGAUAUGGAAUUGGCUCUAAGUUUAUAUGCCCCCAGUUCAAACGCAAGUGAUGCUGAUGUUUCAAAGAGUUGUGAAAAUUUAAGACAAAAACUUGAAGAGCUCAACAAUGCCAAAAGAGCUGAAAUCGAUGCUCAUUUCUAUAGUGCUGUCGAGAAUGUUCUUUCUGCUGUGCGUUAUGAACGUCUCAAUCCUAGUGGACCAAAACUUAAGGAAGUUUCCUCCAAACAUCCUCUUGUUCCAGAAUAUUUUCGUAAUUAUGGUAAGGACUCCAACCUCGAGGAGGACGAGAAAUUGAUGUUCUCUCCUCAGUGCUGUUACAUAAUGGCUCACAACGGCUGGGUAAUGGGUGACAAUCCCCUUAAAAACUUUGCAGAACCAGGAUCCAAUGUGUACUUGCGGAGAGAGCUCGUGGCUUGGGGAGACAGCGUAAAGUUGCGAUACGGGGAAAAACCUGAAGACUCGCCCUAUCUUUGGAAGCAUAUGACAGAGUAUGUUCAGCAGUUAGCAAGAGCUUUUCAUGGAUUACGGCUUGAUAACUGUCACAGUACUCCUAUACAUGUAGCAGAGUAUUUGAUCGACAAGGCACGAGAAGUACGUUCAGACUUAUUUGUUGAAGCCGAGUUAUUUACUUCAAGUGAAGCUGUUGAUAAUAUUUUUGUAAAUAGAUUAGGAAUCACUGCUCUUAUUCGAGAGUCAUUGCAAGCUCCCAACAGUCACGAACAGGGUCGGCUCGUGUAUAGAUACGGCGGUUCUUCUGUCGGAGCAUUCAUUCAUCCCGUAACUCGUCCCCUCACAAAAGGUAUUGCGCAUGCAGUUUUCAUGGACGUCACACACGACAACGAAUGCCCAAUGCAGAAAAGAAGUAUCUACGAUUAUUUUCCGACCGCUGCAAUGGUAUCGAUGGCAUGUUGUGCGACUGGUAGUACUUGGGGAUAUGACCAACUUGUUCCACAUCAUAUCCAUGUAGUCACAGAAGAGCGUUUGUACACAUCUUGGACUCAUGAAGAAGUUUCAAAAAAGGAGUAUAUUAAUGAAAAAACUGGAAUUAUUGCAGGAAAAAAGGCAUUAAAUAAAUUGCAUUCAGAACUUGGAUCAUCCGGCUUCACCCAAGUCUUUGUUGAUCAAAGAGAUGAAAAUACUGUUGCUAUAACUCGUCAUUGUCCAGCUACACAUCAGUCUGUUUUAAUGAUUGCCAGGACAUCAUUCAAUAUGCCUGCUAAGCCUAACGAAACCAGUUACACAAAACCAUUACGCAUUCAAGGUGUCAUUGAUGAAAUAAUCUUGGAAGGCGGACUUGUCCCUGUGAACCAUAGCGGAACAACAUUAGGUUCUAAUGUUCACAGAGAUGAAAAUUUUAUCAACGGUGUGACGGAUUUCAAACUUAAUUUGAAGCGAAACAUCCAGAUUUACGAAAGUGACAUGAUAGAAAGCUCUGGUAUUUCUGACGAUGGUUACAAUGAAAUUGAUUUUAUUCACUUUCCUCCAGGAUCUGUUAUUGUUUUAAGAAUAUCUCUCGACAGUGAGUCACGUUCAUCAAUACUGAAGAUCAGGACAUGUGUUUCUCAGUUUGGGUACAGGAUGCGAUCCUACAGUGGUACUCCACUCAAAAGAGGCACACAAGACUUCGAAUCCAUCCUCUCACACUUGACCUUGAGCGACUUGAAUAGAAUUCUAUACAAGUGUGAUGCUGAAGAAAGAGAUGACAUGAAAGGGCGUGGUACCUAUUCUAUCCCCGGAUAUGGAGAUCUAGUCUAUUGUGGCUUACAAGGUGUAAUGAGUGAAUUGAUGAAUAUACAUGUAAAUGAUGAUUUGGGACAUCCCCUGUGCCAAAAUCUGAGGGACGGAGAUUGGUUGUCAGAUUACAUAUGUGGCCGAUUAGUAGACAAUCCUUCUACGAAAGAUUUGGGCCUUUGGUUUCAAGUAGCAUUUGAGAGUUUAAAAAAGAUUCCUCGAUACUUGAUUCCUUGUUAUUUUGAUGCCAUUAUCACCGGAGCUUACAGUAGUCUGCUGAAUGCUGUGUGGAGAAAGAUGUCAGACUUUAUUUCUGAAGGCUCUACCUUUGUAAAAGCGCUGGCCAUGGGUUCUGUCAUUUUAUGCGGAAUUGUACGAAGUGCUCCGUUGCCCCUCCUUUCCCCUAACUUGCAACCACCAGUGCCCAGUGAAACAAAAGAUGCUAAUGGAAAGGUUCUCCAGAACUGCGUUACGAUAUCUGCAGGCUUGCCUCAUUUCUCGACUGGCUACAUGCGCAACUGGGGUAGAGAUACCUUCAUUUCAUUGAAAGGACUUCUGCUGGUCACAGGAAGAUAUGAAGAUGCAAGAUACAUUAUUUUGGCUUUUGCCGCCUGCUUGCGCCACGGGCUAAUGCCUAACCUCCUGGAUAGAGGUGAAUGUGCAAGGUUCAAUUGCAGGGAUGCCGUUUGGUGGUGGCUGCAAUCUAUUCAGGAAUAUGUCAAAAUUGUUCCUGAUGGACACGCAAUUUUAAAAGAUCAAGUCUCCAGGAUUUUUCCCACUGAUGAUUCUCCUGCUCAACCUGCUGGAAAGCAUGAUCAACCGUUGCACGAUGUUAUUCAAGAAGCUUUGCAAACUCAUUUUCAAGGUUUGAAAUUUCGCGAGAGGAAUGCUGGGCGUCAGUUAGAUGAACAUAUGUCCGAUGAAGGAUUCAAUAAUGAAAUUGGUGUUGACUUGGAAACUGGCUUUGUUUUUGGAGGAAAUAAAGCAAACUGUGGCACCUGGAUGGACAAAAUGGGCAGUUCUGAUAAGGCUGGAAACAGAGGCAAGCCUGCUACACCUAGAGAUGGAUCUGCUGUCGAAAUUGUUGGUUUAAGCAAAUCAGCUUUGAGAUGGUUGGAUGAAAUGUUUCAAGCUGGGCACUAUCCUUACUGUAUGGUAGAACGUUGCUUAACUGCUGAUACAACAGGCAUCGGUAAAACCAUCCAGAUGUCUUUUACGGAUUGGGGUAAUUUGAUACAAGCCAACUUUGAGAAACACUUUUUUGUAACUACUGAACCUGAAAUUGGAGAAUCAAAGUAUAUCCACAAGAGAGGUAUUUAUAAAGACAGUGUCAACGCCUCUCAUCCUUGGACUGAUUUUCAACUUCGGCCUAACUUUCCAAUUGCCAUGUCUGUGGCUCCUGAAUUAUUUACACCAAAAAAUGCUUGGGUUGCUUUAGAGAAUGCCGAAAAGCAUCUCCUUGGACCUUUGGGCAUGAAGACCCUGGAUCCUGAUGAUUGGGCGUACGAUGGUUUUUAUGAUAACAGUGAUGAUUCUACUGACCAAAAAAGAGCCAGAGGGUGGAAUUAUCACCAGGGUCCUGAGUGGCUGUGGCCUACUGGCUACUUCCUACGAGCCAAGCUAAUAUUUGCCCGUAAGAUGGGAAGGCAAGAAUUUCUCCGAACUGUCGAUUUCGUCAAACGUGUCAUGUCCCGCCAUUUCUCCGAGAUUCAGAGUGGUAAAUGGAGAGGUCUGCCCGAACUGACCAACAAAGAUGGUGCUCUUUGCAGAGACAGUUGCGUGGUACAGGCAUGGAGCCAUGCAACUCUACUGGAAGUCCUGCAUGAGAUGGAUUCUAUGUGUUCAGAUGAAGACGUGCCACAAAACUCUUAAAUAAAUGUCCAGAAUGUGAAAAACUACUAUUUUUUAUGCCUGAAUGUUUAAGUUUACAAGAGAUUUAUAUGACAUUGAAUGUAUUUUUAUUGUUAUUCUUUGAAGUUGUGUAUUAUUGUUAUGUGCUUUUAUUUAUUUUUCUUUUUACUUAAAUAUUUUAACAUAUUUUAAAAUUUUCCAUCUUGGUUAGUAGCUUAUACAUUAACACAAUAAAACAUUG
This is a messenger RNA of Uloborus diversus, 5023 nucleotides long. RefSeq names its product glycogen debranching enzyme-like. Lineage: Eukaryota; Metazoa; Arthropoda; Arachnida; Araneae; Uloboridae. The record is from RefSeq and is a predicted model, not a curated record. Gene Ontology annotation, biological process: glycogen catabolic process; glycogen biosynthetic process. The transcript has 28 exons. Bases 133 to 4803 code for a protein of 1556 amino acids. Gene Ontology annotation, molecular function: amylo-alpha-1,6-glucosidase activity; 4-alpha-glucanotransferase activity.